Bombyx mori (domestic silkworm) is the source of this 8909-nucleotide messenger RNA. It is a transcript of the gene Shal, whose product is annotated as potassium voltage-gated channel protein Shal. Gene Ontology annotation, biological process: protein homooligomerization; potassium ion transmembrane transport. The record is from RefSeq and is a predicted model, not a curated record. Lineage: Eukaryota; Metazoa; Arthropoda; Insecta; Lepidoptera; Bombycidae. The transcript is spliced from 6 exons. Gene Ontology annotation, molecular function: A-type (transient outward) potassium channel activity; protein binding. The coding region runs from base 292 to 2121 and encodes 609 amino acids. Gene Ontology annotation, cellular component: membrane; voltage-gated potassium channel complex.
ACAGUUGUUAGCGUUUUAUUGCGCAUUAAUAUUAAAAUAGUUUCUGACCGCUAAUCUAAGCGAAGUCAUAACACAAACAAAACGGACUCGUCAUGAAACCGGCUGCAGACUAAACACGAAAUGCUCCGCGAGCUAUAAAUCUCGGUCGACAUGAAAUCAUAAACGAAAACAAUGUCUUUAAAUGCUAAUUAUAGUGAUCGUGUGGCAACACUCUCACCAUCUGGGCGGGAGACCGAAAUAACCGGCGCGGGGGGACCAGUUGUCGCGGCGACGGUGCCGUGAGGAGACGCUAUGGCGUCCGUCGCCGCCUGGCUGCCCUUCGCCAGAGCAGCAGCCAUCGGGUGGGUCCCCAUCGCGACCCAUCCACUUCCGCCGCCGCCCGUGCCCAAGGACCGCCGCCGUGCCGAGGACGAGAAGCUCCUCAUCAACGUCUCCGGACGACGCUUUGAGACUUGGCGGAACACUCUCGAGAAGUACCCGGACUCGCUGCUUGGUUCCUCAGAACGCGAAUUCUUUUACGACGAAGACAGCCGAGAGUACUUUUUUGACAGAGACCCGGACAUAUUCAGGCAUAUUCUGAAUUAUUACCGCACUGGUAAACUCCACUACCCCAAACACGAGUGCCUCACGGGCUACGAUGAGGAACUCGCGUUCUUCGGCAUCCUUCCCGAUGUCAUCGGUGACUGUUGUUACGAAGACUACAGAGACAGGAAGAGAGAAAAUGCCGAACGUCUUAUGGAUGACAAGCUUAGUGAAGCAGGCGACCAGAGUCUGCCUCAGCUCACGGACUUACGACAAAAAAUGUGGAGGGCCUUCGAGAACCCCCACACGUCAACGGCUGCCCUCGUGUUUUACUAUGUGACUGGAUUUUUCAUUGCCGUCUCCGUGAUGGCUAACGUAGUGGAGACGGUACCGUGCGGACACCGACCUGGCCGGGCCGGGACCCUGCCGUGCGGCGAACGCUACAAGAUAGUGUUCUUCUGCCUGGACACGGCGUGCGUGAUGAUCUUCACGGCGGAGUACCUGCUGCGACUGUUCGCGGCCCCGGACCGCUGCAAGUUCGUUCGCUCGGUGAUGUCCAUCAUCGACGUGGUCGCGAUCCUGCCGUACUACAUCGGCCUGGGUAUCACUGACAACGACGACGUCUCGGGUGCGUUUGUCACCCUCAGAGUGUUCCGAGUGUUUCGGAUCUUCAAGUUCUCGCGGCACUCCCAAGGACUAAGGAUCCUGGGCUACACGCUCAAGUCGUGCGCCAGCGAGCUCGGCUUCCUGGUGUUCUCGCUCGCGAUGGCCAUCAUUAUAUUCGCGACAGUGAUGUUCUACGCGGAGAAGAACGAGCAGGACACAAACUUCACGUCGAUUCCGGCCGCCUUCUGGUACACCAUCGUCACGAUGACCACGCUCGGUUACGGCGACAUGGUCCCGGGCACCAUCGCGGGCAAGAUCGUGGGUGGAGUAUGCUCGCUGUCCGGAGUGCUGGUCAUUGCUCUACCGGUACCGGUUAUCGUCUCCAACUUCUCCAGGAUCUAUCACCAAAACCAACGCGCUGAUAAAAGAAAGGCACAACGAAAAGCCCGUCUUGCCCGCAUCCGCAUUGCCAAGGCAUCUUCAGGCGCUGCCUUCGUGUCCAAGAAGAAAGCUGCCGAAGCUCGUCUUGCAGCCCAGGAGUCAGGCGUGGAGCUUGAUGAUGCCGGCAGGGAUGAGGAUAUUUUCGAAUUGCAACAUCACCAUCUUUUGCGAUGCUUGGAGAGGACUACGGAUCGGGAGUUCGUGGAGAUAGAGAACCCUUACAACGGAGCUGCGAAGAGGCCGGGCUCGCCCUCGCCCCUCGCGUCACCCGCCCACUCGUCCCGCGCGCCCGCCCUGCUGGCCUGCUGCGCGCGGUGCGGCUGCUGCCCACAGAAGUACCAGGUCCUGAUAUUAGAGUCAAGUAGGAAGGGCCGGAAGGCGCGGCGGUACACCGCUACGUCGCGGCCCUCGGACACGUCGGUGUCGGCCGCCGCGAGCGAGGACCCGCUACCACAAGCAUGCGGUAAAUACAUUCCUGCGGGCAGCACGGUGCAAGGAAACCAGACAGGGGUUGCGAUGGACGGGACCUACCUCGUCGAGGCAUCCUUCUAGGAGCAGACCCACGCUUCCCAGUGUGUGGAGAGCUGUGUGUGACCCCAGAGACCACGAGUGUACGCACCCUAACGUGCUGUUACUAAGCUGUUCCACGAAUUAACGACAAUUACUAGUUAUUAAUCAAUUUAAUUAAUCUAAUAAGCGUAACGCGAUACUGCCCAAUCCAAGUCCAAGUGUCAUUAGUUAUGGACGAUGGUAGUGGAGUGGUGAAAUCGGAAUAGACCUCACUGUUGUUCCAAAGUAUUUAAUCGGAUCCGUUCAGUGGUAUUCCAUCUUAUGAAAUCGAAUUGUGGUUCCGUGCUAUGAGGGGGGGGAGGGAGGAGGUUGAGGCUGAAGUCGUUGUUCAUUGUCAUUAUAAACAAAUAAUUGAAAUCGACUUCGUUCGUCUCAUAAGAUGGAAUGGAACUCGGCCAAUCCAAACUAUAUUGUAAUGGGAUUGACCUCAGUGAUUCCAAUCCUUUUUUAAAUAGAUAGAUUCUUGUUGCUUCCAUUCCAAAUGUAUCGGUGUCCUGUAUUGUUAAUAAUAUCCGCGUGGAAUGGAAAUGUCACGGUCGAUGGCCGUGCAGAGGACAGCAUGUCCUUUGUAAGGAUGAUGCGGAGUUUACGAGAGGAAGUGUUCUACCUGUAUAUGUGCCGUGCAAUUAAUUUUACGUCUCCUCUUCUAAUAGAGAAUACAUUUGAAGUGUAGUUUAAGCCGUAAACAGUAUUAAAUAAGGUUUUAUUGUAAAUUACUCUGAUAUGGACUUUAAAAAAUUUUGGCGGUUACAUUAUAAUUGGAAUUAUCUUCAUUGUUCUGAUGCUGAGCGAGGCACGGCCGGCGCGGACCAUUGCGGCAGACCCACGGCGUCAGACAACAUCUAAAAUAGUAGGGAAAAACUAUCACGUUAAAUUUAUUGAAACUCGAUUGUGAAAUUUGAUACGUCGAGUGUUUUAAAAUUAUGAUUAUUGUGGGAGCUUUAGGAAAGACAUGUAGAUUCAAACUCUUCAACGUAGUCAAUAGUUCGUUACUCAAAUCAUAUCAAUGUUUAGAUCGAUGUAGGAAAGUUGUUUCCGUGUUCUUGACGUACGUUGAUUAAAGCUCUGAAUGUUAACAUUUUAAUAGGAAUAUUGUCCUUUUUAUUUGUGAUUUUAGUGUAGUAAUAAAUAUAACGGUGGAACUUGCGAUCAUGAGGCUUUUGCGUUUAUCAAAUUUACGCAAAUUUUUAAUGGACUAAGUGUUGCCAGCGUCGGGAAAAUACGGGAAACACGACAAAUGUCGUUGUUACGUGUGAAGAAUUGAUUAUUGAACUUGCAAGGCACCGUGAUGAAUAUUAACAUGCUAACUGCAACGGUGACUUUCCGUUUCGGAAUUUUAAGAUCUAACUUAAGAUCUGUUUAUAAAAUCGAAGUGUUGUGGGGAAUUGCCCGAUGCCAGUUGACAUGUCAACAGUGUGCUGAAGUGAUUGAAUGUAGGUAGUACUCGUUGAUAUCGAAAUGGGAGACGUUAUGUUCGUUUAACCACUAGGACUCUAGUGCCUUCGAGGUCUGGUUCACGAACGUAGCUCUGUGCUAGUCAGGUAGUCAGGUAGUCAGGUAGUCAGGAGUAAGAUAGUGUCGACAGAAUGUAGUGUUUAAACUCCACAAUCUCUAGACUUAUUAACGACUCGUUAAAUUUCUUAGUUUAGAAAAAAAAGAUAGUAAUAAUUAUUAAGUUCAUUUCUGAAAUAUUAAAAUGACAGAUUGUUCGAGUUUAAUUGCGGCAGUAAAUUGUGGAAUUGACUUUAAUUAAACUUAGCGCUCAAGUUACCGGCAGGCAUUUAAUAAUCGCACUGGCCAUGGAAAAGCUCGAUAGACGUAAAACUUACAUUAUCCGUAAUACUAUAAUUAUUUAGCAAAUUCAUAAAAUCACAUUAAAUUUAAAUUCAAAUUAAAUUUUAACAAGAAAUAAAACCGAGCCCUCAAUUUUGAGGGCGUCGUGGCCCGAAAUAAGACGCCCGGUACAUCCGUCUCGAGUGACGCGACCGUGUAGGCGUUCGACUCCCGCCGGCAGGUACUAGUCUUGCUUAUACGUUUUACGAACGUAUAGGCAUACGUAACUACGAAUAUUUUUUUUUUUUUUUUUUUAUUGCCUUUGUAGGCAGACGGGCAUACGGCCCACCUGAUGGUGAGUGGUUACCGUCGCCCAUGGACUUCAGCAAUGCCAGGGGCAGAGCCAAGCCGCUGCCUACCGCUUAAUACUCUCCACAAGCCUCGUUUGAAGAAGGACAUGUCAUAGCGCUCGGGAAACACCGAGGAGGGGAGCUCAUUCCAUAGCCGGAUGGUACGUGGCAAAAAAGAUCUCUGGAAACGCACUGUGGAUGACCGCAGCGGCUCCAGGUAGUAUGGAUGAACUCUACUCCGGUGGCGGGCGGUGCGAUGGUAAAAACGAGAUGUUGGUAUCAUCUCGAACAAUUCCUCAGAGCACUCCCCAUGGAACAUACGGUAUAAAAUACAGAGGGAACCGAAGUCCCUCCGCAGACCCAGAGGCUCUGAGGCAGAGAGAAUAUGCUCUUAACACACAUUCAGGAAUGACUUUCACAGUGAAAGAAUAAUAUCGUGUAAUAAAAAUGAAACCCGCAAUAAUUAUAACCAUGUAAUGACUGGUAGGUACCAUCACAACAACCACCUUGACUACUUCUGCCCUGAGAGGGUAAUGCUUUCCGUCUAGGGACGCCAACCACUCUACUAUACAAUUGAGAUUUAGGUUGAUGACACCGCGAGUUUGAUCUUUCAUCCAUAUCCAACUAAAAAAACAAUUCUUAAAACCCAUAAUUGUAAGGUAGAUAGACAAGACAACACAGGAAUUUUGUUUUCUGGAUUAAAUAGCCACUAUCAUAUUACGAUUACUGUUAGGUCUUGUGUCGGUUUAAAUAAGUGAGUUAUUUUCAAUGCUUAGUGACAACAAAGAAAAAUAAUUACCAGUAAGUUCGCAUGAAAAUGUUACCUUCACGAUAAAUAGUGUAAUAAGCGUAUAUCACAAUUAUAUUCAUUGUUAUGGAUGAAAUUCUUCAGGAAAUGUUCUAAACUAAAGAAAUUUAACGUAGUCGGAUAUUGGGUGAGUCCCCGAGCCUACGGUGUCUAGUAGCGACUCCUAGUUGUUCUAGUUAACGAAAAACUCUUAUGAAUGCGAUGAAAGAAGAUGAGUUGAGUUUGCAGCCUGCCUCGGUACCUUGCUAUGUGGUUUUGUUUUAACAACAAUCACUUCUUUGAUGUCUAUUUCAAAAUAAUCCGCCGCUGAAUGUAGGCUGAACUCCACAGCGGUUUCCACACGGAUAGAAUGCCUCCAUAACUUGUUGUCAAAUGCAUUUAAGUAAUAGCCGUCACAAAAUUUUAGAUCUUAUUAUAAAAAAGUAUCUGCGACUGAAUGUGAAAAAGCGGCUUUCAUCUAUUGUAAGCUAGAGAGGAGUUGACCAGAUGUCUGAUUCUAUCUGUUUUUAGGCAAGAGACAUGAUGCAAACUCAACAAUUUACGAAUCUUACUGUAAUCUAGAAUAAUGUCUAUUAAUCAGUUAGAUAUUUUAUUUGAAUAUAUAGACGUAAGUGUAAGCAUAGUUUAAAAUAAUUUAAAAUUUUAUGUGCAUCGAAUGCAUGAAGUUUUAUUGAAAAUAAAUUAAUAAUUAAAACAAUUUUAAUAAAACGUAAGUUUCUUUACGACCAAAUUCGAUGAAAAUAUGAUUCUUCCAAAAUAUUGCCACAAUAUGUACUAACUUUAGUGAAAAUAUGUUUUAAACUGGUAACAUUGGUGUUACAGAAAUGAAGAAGUAAUUUGUCUAUUGGUCGCGCGGCGAGGGCUGCCGUAAAGUCAGAGUUCUGUAGUCGUAUCCGAUUGUAUUGAAUCAACAUUUUUAAAAUGUUUUACGUAGCUCGAAAUCUUUUGGUGUUAUCAAUUUUAACGGAUUUUAGUAAAAAAUAUUUGUAAGCAUUUCGUCAAAUCGACAUGAUACUUACCUACCUUUGGUCUUUUAUGUGGGUAUUGUAAAUUACAUGAAUAGACGUGUUUUCAUUUUGGUGGUAUGUAUACUUUAUUUAUUACUAUUUGAUUUAUGUACACAGCCUUACAAUAGAAAAAUGUUUUGUUUGUUAGAGCGAUUAAGAGCAACAAAAUACUUUUUCUGAAAUAAUCUGGUUGUAAAAUAAUUUGAAAAAACUAAUAAUUGUUUUGAGUUACCAAUUCUUUUGGAUACCAGCAGCAUUUGGACCACAAAGGCAAUUUCAAUUCAUUUCAAUUGUGUAACUAUACUUAGGUAUUUAUGUAAUUAUAUGAUUUUGUUUUAGCAAUAACUUAUUUUUAUGGAAAAAUUACUAUUUUAUUUAUUUAUGAUGAGCGAGUGUCGCGUGAGUGCGCGAGUCCUCACCCGUAGGUAGCGCUAUGUGUCCGUAUUCCUGUGAUUCUAAUGGCUGUAUUACUGUUUAAUUGUGUUUUAUCGAAGCUUCUCGUACGUGAAGCUCUGAUUUGUUGAUUGAGUAGAAAUUAAAUUUUAAAACUUUCAAUGGAAGGUAUAAUUUACAGAUUCCGUGGUCACUUUGAAUGAAAUGUGAUUGUCACGUGUGUCAGAGCGUGCCCCCGCGUGCGCCACCCGAUAUAAUAAUUGUCAAGCUAAUGUGGAACAUGAGCACGAUGUACAGUUGACUUUGUCUGCGGGCAUUGAACGGAGCAGACGUGCUCACAGCCCUCCUAGUGCUAAGCGGUUACUGGAGACCAUAAAUGAAUGCUGUCGCCGUCCAAGUCUCGAUUGUAUUAGAAUAAUGGUGAUCCCAGUUUUAAAAGUGUGUUUUCUUCUCGGAGACAGGCAGUAGGACCAGGAGACGGGUCAAGUACAAGAUAAGAUGGGGUAGGCAGUUAGCUAAGGAAGGGAUGACCAGGAACAUAAAUUGGACAUCGUCUGGGAAGUGAUAAUGAAACCUUAAAAAGGAUUGUAGACUAGAGUAUACUACGGUGAACGUUAAAGGUGAACAAGCCCACACUGGUCCUAUCUGAGCCGCUGGACCACAGACGCAUCGUCCACUCGUCUGGGUGGAUGAGCUCACAGUCCACCUGGUGUUAAGUGGUUGCUGGAGCCCAUACACAUCUACAACGCAAAUGCGCCACCCAUCUUGAGAUAUUAGUUCUAAGGUCUCAGUAUAGUUACAACAACUGCCCCACCCUUCAAACCGAAAUGCAUUACUGCCUCACGAUAGAAAUAGGCAGGGUGGUGGUACCCGUGCGGACUCACACGAGGUCCUAUCUCCGGGUGGGAGAACAGCACCAGCGUGCGAAUUAUCAAACUGUCCAAUUAAUUGUGUUGUUCUUAGAGCUCGUGAGGCGUAGACAUAACUGAAACUACUUUACAGUUACAGUUGGUAUCUCGUGUACAGCCGCACGCACGGCUCCGUGACCACGAAAACUGUAAAUCAAUCGAAACCAAAUGAAAAUAACAAUUGCCAGUUUAAUCUAAGACUCCAGUGUGAUUAGUGCGAGUUUUGUAACGCCAUCGAUAGCGUAAAAGUUAACUCAAAUUUGUAUGCAGUUGGACAGCGCCCCUAGCGGCAAACGUAGGCAAACGUUUCAACUGCGUAUGAGUUAACUAUUACGCUAUAGAGAACGUUACUUUCUUUUUCCUACCUAUGCUGAUAGCCUUCAGAGGCUAUUUCAGCUUCACCCUAGCGUUAGUAGGUGAGCUCACGGGGCUCAAACUGGAGAGUUGCUAACACUGGCCCUAGCAAGAGCAGUGCUUCGCAGAAUCUACCACCGGAUCGGAAACGCGACCCACUGAGAAGAUCCGGCGAGAAACUCAGUGGGCUGUGUCUAUUUUAAUUCGCUCGUGGAGCUCUGCGUCGCAAGCGACGGGUUCGACGAGGACGGGGACCGGCGCUUGUGGUGCCUAAAAACACCGUUAAUGGAUCGGGAGGGUCCGUAAUGACGUGUUGGGCAGAACUUUACAAAACUCGCAUUAAGCACACAGUUCUUAUUUCGCGGCGGCGCCACACCGGGCCGGGGGGCGUGGCCGUCGCACGGACUGGACCCAUAUGAGAACGGCCUAUAGCUGUAAGUUAAUGUGAAUUCUAAAUAUACCUUGUUAAGUUAACUUGUAUUUUCAAAUUUAAUUUUAUCGUGAAAUGAAAAUGUUGAAUAUGUACUCGUCGUCUAUUUUAAAUUUUAUAUUGUCCUGUUCAACAUGAUGAGUGGUGCGAGCGAUGGAAGCCGGGCGAGUGCUGAUGUUGUAUUAAAUUAAUUAACUGUAAUUAAAUUAUUUUAAAAUGUUUUAAUAGUAAGUAUAAACACUUGGAUGUAUAAAAUCUUAAAAGAAAUAUAUUUUUAUUUGAACGUAUUAAAUUUUAAAUAAUUUUAAAUCUUUCUGAGGUGCAAAUGCUCAAUAUUAAAGUUUGUACGAAAUGUUGAUUUUUACAUUUUAACAUAAACUAUCAAACAGAACAGUGCUCCUAAGACUGUUUAGUGUUUAUUCGCGGCCCAGUGGUCGAGGUUCGAGACCGGGCGUGUACAGAAACAAAGGAACUGAGCUUAAUAUUGCCGGCAGACAAUUUACCAUUAAAUAGACGGUGUACACGUCUAGAAAAUUAGUGUUGUGACUGUCGAACGUAUAUCGUCGGACCAAUCCGAAGAUUGUCUUAUCAAGUGUAUCUGACCUUUAGUGUUGUAUUGACAUUUUUAAUUUUAAUCUAUCGACUGUCGACGCAAAUAUCGAUGGCAUUCGAAGCCCCUUGGUUAUGAACCUAUAGCUUAACUCUUUGUUAUUUGAAUGAAAAUAAACAUUAUUAUUGUAAAUAUUA